UAAGGUUUCAAUAUGGCGGACGGGUUGUGGUGGAUUUGAAAUCAGGCUUUAACGAGAAAAUAGACGCGAUGAAAAAGAAAAACAGCAAGAAGCAGGUCAAAGUAACAUCCGCUCUCGACGAGCAAACUUCCAGUUAUUUCAAAAGGGUAGAAGAUAUGAUAAAUGAAGACGAUUUUGAUGAUGAUGAGAGUCGAAAGCUAUUUAUGGAAAACGUGUUUACACAAGUUGAAAACAACGAGGUUAAACUUUCCUGUGAUAUGAUAGUCAGCAGAACUAUGGAGAAGCUAAUCGUUUAUUUGAACGAUAUCCAAAUUCGCCGCGUAAUACAAAACAUUGAGGAUCAUUUCUGCCAAAUCGCUAUGGACAAAUUCGGUAGCCAUGUGCUCCAAUCGCUCAUUUGUGCUAUUCCAAAAGCAAUAAGGUCGGAGCGCAGUAAAAACAGAGAAAUUGAAAAUAAUAUCGACGAUUUGAAAAGUGCGGAGGAACUUUUCCUGAGUCUCUGUGAUUGUUUUCGAGAGAAUAUAGGUGAACUUGUCAGCCAUACUUACGGAAGCCAUGUUCUCAGAACUGCCUUUGAGGUGCUGGGUGGUGUGAAAGUAGCGGAUAAUGUGGUACGUAGUCGAGCCUCACGGCGAAGUAGAGAAAAAAGUUAUCAAUCAGAGGAGAAAAGACAGUCAAUCAAGCAGAGUCAAGGUAUUAAACAUUUUAAUUAAGUGUACAGCUAUCAGGGGUUUCAAAACAAGCUAGUAACAGCCAGAAUUCUGCCAGCUACUUGAUAACGUGUUGCUGGUUAUUCUGGUCAAAAUAAUUACCUUUUGGCUCUUAAUGAACUUUUCACAGUCAUCCAUUUUUGCAGAGCCUGAUACUUCAAAACAUUUUGAAACCCCUGAACUAUGUUAGCUGAUUCUUCCUAGAGGCUCAUAAAAAGAAUUGACUCAAGAUGAGUAGAAUAACAGGAUAAAUAGAUAACAGGUGAUAUUAAAGUUUUUUUCAGGGCGUAUAACGUAAAUGACUUAUCAAAUAGGCUGUUUUUCAGCUGAAAAGAAGUGUAUAAAGAGCAAAAGUUUAUCAUGCUAUGGGUUUAUUGAGUGUAACCAGUAAUAUCAAAUGAAUGUAAGUGCCACUGCCACAAGUGAAACUGGAAGAAAAUGGAGUGAACUUGUAUUCUUCAAAAUUACUAGUGCUCUUAGUUUUACCUGCAACUGGCUGGUGUCUUUUAUAUCAAUAAUAGAGAACCGGAGGGUAGAAGAGACCAGGUGCUUUCAAGGCCAAGAUUCAGAAUUACAUAUCACUCUAUCAUGAAACAAUUGUAAAAGAAACUGCCACUUUUGAAACAAGUUGUUAUAAAAUUUUCAAAAUGAUUUUUCAAUUUAAAGUUUAUUUGUAUUAUUGUGAAUGAGGUAUUUAGUGUGAGAAAAAGUAGAAACAGUGCAUGUGGUGUAUCAUGAUUGUUUCUGUUACCUGGUUAAUCUCUCUUAUACUUUCCUUUUAUCAUACAGUGGGAAAUGCCUUUGGAACAGAGGCCAUCACACAUAUGGAGACAGUUGCAGUUCCAGAUAGCUUUCUACCUGUUCUCAAACAACUCACCAACAUAAUAAUUGAAAUGGAACUCCAAAAAUUGGCUCUUCACCCAGUAAGUAAUCCCCUCUUGCAGACAUUACUACUGGUUCUACACAGGAAAGAUCAGUCAUUGUGUAUGAAGUUAUGCAAGGCAGUUAUGUCUCAAAUUGACAUGUACAACAGUAAGAAAGGAAGGAUCAAAGGACCCAGAGAACCUAAGGAAAGUGACAGUGAGCAGGCCCAAAAAGGGCAAGAAAGGUAAUGGUCAUAUCUGCAUAAAGAACAACAGCAAAAAAAAAUCACAUAUAUUGGUUUGAUGAAAUCAACUGCAAAUUUAAGAUGGCAAGCAAGGGCAGUGACUGUGUAAUGUUACUAUUGUGUUUCGUCGCACAUGAUUACAUCACAUUCUAAAGUUCUUGUACCAACAGGUGCUCACGGGGUGUGAAUAAAUUUGUUCAUCAUGGCUGUUUUUAGUUUUAAGUUAUGACAUCAUGUACAUACUGUUGUAUAUAGGUUGUAUGAUUUCAUGUACUGUUUGUUUCUUUCAUUUUCAGAAGCUACAGGGUACCUGUUCUGCUUUCAAAUGAGAUCAGCAGUCACUUGGUUGAAAAGAUUUUACAUGUUGUUACACCUGAACUUUGGCAAGAAAUUUAUGAUUCUUACUUCAAUACUCACUUGGUUCAGUUGUCCUGCCAUCCUAUUGCUAAUUUUAUUGUACAACAUCUGAUGGCAAGCACAACAGAUAAAGCUCAGGUUAGAUUUGUUUUCUGUUAUUUAACUGUUUACUUAUUUUUGGUAAUUGUUGUGAUAAUUUCAUGUAGUGAAACCUUUAAAAAGCAGGCACUUUCAUUACUCUAUCCAGUGUUGGCUUAACCCUUUAUAUCAGUAUGCAAAUUCUCCAUACUGUUCUCCAUACCUUUCCCAUGGCUCUUACUAGGAGAAUUUGUCUAACAAUCAAGAGUUUCUUAAGUUUGUGAUCACUUCCUUUAUUCUCAUGACCUUAAUGUGUGAUUCAGGGAUGAUACUGUUGGGUGAUAUUAGAUGCUUAUCACUCCUGCAGCUUAAAGGGUUAUUUCAUUGAGGACUCUUCAAAUAUGGUUCAUAUUUAAUCCAGCACAUCAUUUUUUUUUGUCCUAUGAUUGACUGCAAUCUUUUUAGUUGUGAUUGUGGGUAGUGAGAUUCAAGAAGAAGUCAUUUUUUAUAGUCAUUUUAAGUCCCUGGAUUAUAAGUUGACUUUUCUGUGAUUUAGGCAAAGCAAAUGUUAGCAGAGCUGCUACCAUAUCUGGAAGAUCUUCUUGCAAAUGAGCAUAUGGGCAUUGUAGUAAGAAUGGCUGAAGUUGCUGUGCGGUUUGUGAUCAAGCAAAAAACAAUGUUGAAAGCGCUGCUGCAAGCAUUUCACUGUGAAGGAAAAGAGGAACAAUCCAGUGCUGUUCUUUUGUUCUUGUCAUUAACAACUUAUGACAUUUUCUAUGGAACAAAGUUAAAUGAAAAAGGAGAAAGUGAAGAAGGUGUCAAUACUAUUUCGGUGAGUAAACUGGGGUUGUUUUGGUUGUAACUGCCUUGUUAGCUCAGGUUGUAGAACGUCAAACUGUUUAGUAGAAGGUUGUGGGCUCAAGCCCCAGAGCAAACCAAUACUCAGGGUCUUGAAAUAGCUGAGGAGUAUGUGCUACCUUUUUUGUGACACCUGCAAUUGUUUGAUGUUAUAGUCUUCUUGGAUAAAGAUGAUAAACUGUACACCCCAUUUCCUGCAACUUCUUUGUAUUAAUUAGUUAACAGGGGUAGUUAAAGAACCCAAGCACUUCUCCCAAAUAGUAGGGAAUGUACCCUACAGAAAUUGGGGGCAUCUGCAAAGUUUUCCUUCAUCUUUUUACCAAUUCUUAUAUUAUUGUUAGAAUUUAUUUAUUUAUUAUAUUAUUGUUUUUACUUCUUAGUGUAACAGGGAAUUAUUUGUCUUGUAGUAUUUACUUUUAAAUUAGAUGGUGUGUAAUUUCAUUAUGUAAUGUCACACCUGUAUAGCUAGGUCUAUGAUAUAAUAAACUUCCAUUGUAAUUUUGUGCAUAAACAACAAUAUUAUGGUUUCUCCUAUCUUCCCUUUUAUUUUCCAUAGGAAGAAUCUCCACCUGAAGCUAAGCUUAAAUCCAUUAACUUUCAUGGAGCAUUGUUACUGAAGACAUUAUUUGAUUUUCAAGACCCAAACAAGCUGGUAACAAGUCUGCUUUGUCUUUCCUUGGGGGAAUUAAUGACUCUUGCCUCUGACUCAAUGGGUUCUUAUGCAUUGGAAGCUUUCUUGAAGAGCAGAUUUGUGCCAUCAGAGAAGAAACAUGUUCUAAUUGAGAAGUUUAAGGUAAUAUUUACAUUUUUGUUUCAUUUCUCUUCAUUACACUGCAUAUAUUAAGAUACUUUUGUACAUGUUUAAUAUAGCCAAUCGGCAGCUAACAUGUAACUUGUCUUUCAUGCCACUCUGUCAAGUUGAUGAAUGAAUGGCAAAGACAAUCCAACUUCAUUUGUCAAAAGUUUCUUUUUUCUUGUCAGUAAAGGCCUGUGGUGUUUAUAUGAGAAAAAAAUUUAAUAAUACAUAGCUGCUUGUAGUCUGAUAAGAGCAAUUUUCGAUUGAAUGUCUUAAAACCAAAGCCAAAGUAACCACAACCAGAAGGAUAAUAACUUAAGAGCCAAUGAGAACAAAAAUAACAACAACAGCAACAACCAAGGUGCAAAAAGGGCGAGAAAACAUGAAGAACAAUUUGUGAUUGGUUUUAGACCCAUUUCAGUUUUGCAACGGAUUGGUUGAGAGAGUGACAUGAGCUUUCUGAACCAAUCACAGGAUGAAGUAAAGCAAAACUGAUGCAAUCCUGGAUUACUUUUGAUGUUUAUUUGAGAAUUGCUCAGUUGCAUAAAAUACCAUAGACUAAAGCUGAUCAGGUAUACAGCCAAGGCUUAGUGUUCCAGAAACAUCGUUUGCAUAUCAUUUUGCAUAUAAUAAACUCCAACAAAUUUAAGAGCUGUUAAGCUCCUCAAGUUUCGAACAUACAUUGAGUGAUUAGUUAAAUUUUAGACCCAUAGGGGCCGAUGUAAAUGUACAUCAUUAUUGACCCAUCAUCCCCUAAGAGUGAUAAGCAUCUAAUUUCUCCUUAAAAUGUCAUCCCUGAAUCCAACAUUAAGGUGACAAGAAUAAAGAAAAUGAUCACCCACUAAAGAAGUAUUUGAUUCUUAAACAAAUUCUCCUUGUCAGUAACCUUUGGAUAUGUAUAGAGAACAGUAUGGAGAAUAUAUGUUCUGAUAUUAGGGUGUAAAGGGUUAAAUUAAAUUCUGUCGAUUAAACCAUUGGUACCCAAUGAAGAAUCGAAGACCAAUCUUGUCUCUAUCUUUCAGGGGACCUUUGUGAGACUUGCGUGUGAAAAACAAGGUAGCCAUGUUGUUGAAACUUGUUGGAGACAAGCAGAGGUGAAAUAUAAGGAAGCCAUUACCCAAGAGCUGCUCAUUAGUGAACAACAGCUCAAUGGUAAUUUCUAUGGCAGAAUUGUGCUCAGAAAUUGUGGCGCCCAGCACUUUAAAAGGAAAGACAAAACCUGGCACGGGAAGGAGCAAAAGGCAGUAAGGAAAAGAAAAUUUUUGGAAGAGAUUCUAGAGGAGAGAGAGCAUAUUGAGCAUAUCAAGAAAGCGAAGCUGGUGGAAGACAGCAAGUCCAGAAAGUUCGGCCGAGAAAUGGCGGCACUGGGUUUCACAGCAAGAGGGGAAGAUGCUGUUGAUUCAGAGGAAGUAUGUUCUAACAGGACAAAAUAUUUUUCAACUUCAGAAUUAUUUCUAUUCUAGGAAAAAUAUAAAUGUGGUAGCCACGGAAUCGAGUUCUCCGACUGGGAACUUUUCUCUCAUAGGUCGUGUGCUUUUAAGUAAGUGCGCAGCAGUGUCAGUGUCCGAGCAACUGCGCGCCCACCCCUACGCUAACCCAAUAUUAACUAUACUUGUUAUUAGUUGACUGUUGUUGGGUUAGGGGAGGGGGAGGUUGAUCCGUAAGUACUAGCGACGACGAUGUGGUGAUUUUUUUUUUUUGCCUCGUUUCUCGUAGGAAGAUGACGUUGAUGACACGAAAGGGUCGGUUGAUGCCUCGUUCGAAAAGAAACCGAAAAAGGGUCAGUGUGCGAGCAAAAAGGUGGAGACCGAGAAAAAGAAAAAGAACCGCCUUUCUGACGACACAGACAAGCCUGCUGAGUUUGAAUUCAUUGAUAGUGCUAUCAAGGCCACAAAGUCUCUGAAGAAGUCGAAAAAAGAGCAGAAAAAGAAGAAACAAAAGUAGUUCAUUAUUUUUAUGAACAAUGUAUAGCCCUCAAAUGCUGCUUAUUUAACUUUAAAUUCGUCUUGUGAUUAAAAAAAUGAUCCAACCAAAAUUAGGAUAUUUCAUUAGUCAUCUUACGAAGCUUCUGAUAUAAAGCCAGGUAUUUUAUUUGCAAGGAAAAUGUUAUUAGGCAUUUGAAAAAUUAUGUUUUCAAUUGUCCUCUUCCCUUUUUGCGUACGCUCUUCCACCCAAGCUUGAUCUAACCGAAGUACGCAUUCUUACAGUCAUCUUACAGAGUUUCAUCGAGGCAGACAUUUUAUCUGUAGGGAAAAUGUAACAAAGAAUAUAAGAAAUUAGGGCUUCUGUAUGGUGUAGCGGAUAUGUCAACUUUCACCGCUUCAGUAGCUUGGUGAAGUUAAUUUUUAAGACUUUGUCCACUCUUUCCGCACGUGAAAAAAAUUAGACUGUGCAAUUCAUUUAAUGCCUAGAUUUUCCGUUUUUUAAAGGAGAAAGACAAGGCAGCUUCAACUGUGCGAGAAUGUUCGAUACAAAUCUUAUGUCAACAGGAGAGAUAGAUAUGCUGCAUGUACCAAAGAGGCCG
Molecule: messenger RNA, 6431 nt
Organism: Pocillopora meandrina
Lineage: Eukaryota; Metazoa; Cnidaria; Anthozoa; Scleractinia; Pocilloporidae
Source: the annotation of a GenBank genome assembly